Messenger RNA from Malassezia restricta, 2811 nucleotides. Its product is annotated as DNA repair and recombination protein RAD54B. Bases 1 to 2811 code for a protein of 936 amino acids. Gene Ontology annotation, molecular function: ATP binding; ATP-dependent chromatin remodeler activity; DNA translocase activity. Lineage: Eukaryota; Fungi; Basidiomycota; Malasseziomycetes; Malasseziales; Malasseziaceae. The transcript has a single exon. Gene Ontology annotation, biological process: reciprocal meiotic recombination; double-strand break repair via homologous recombination. Gene Ontology annotation, cellular component: nucleus. The record is from RefSeq and is a predicted model, not a curated record.
AUGGCAACAUUUUCGUCAGAACAAGCGGAAGAGAAGCUACUAUCCAAGUUUCAUACGCCGGUUAAAAGAAAACAUGAUGAUACGAGAUCAUCUGAUGUGAACACAACGCAAACUGGUUCAAGCGCCACGCCCAUUACACCUGUACCCUUACUGCCCAGUGCACAAGAGCCCAGUUAUCUUUGCCAGUGGCGCGCUCCCCAGACACGGAAGCACAAGACAUGGGAGGGUGAUGCUAUUCUUAUAUUGCAUGGAAAUAAAACUACUUGUUCGCUACGAUCCGCACAUGAUGGCAGCAUGCUAGUGACGAAUGCUGCCUUCCGGAGACAGCAUGUCCAUGAAGGUGAUGAAUUUUAUGUUGCGGGCAAGGAGAUAAUGGUGGAACGUCCGCUCACUGAAAAUCGUAUGGAUAUUGUCCAGCCUCAGAACAAUGGAAAGUCUACUGCGCCUAUAUACCGCAACAAACUGUCCAAAUCUGGCUUAGCAGCACGACAAAGACCGAUUCCUGCGUCGCAAUUCUAUUCGACUCCAAAUUCUUCAUCAUUUUCACCUCAUAAUGCCUCUUCGGGAGGUAGUAUACUAUUACAGGAGCCGCAUCCUAGGUACAACCCGGAUGUUCCCGGUUCAGUGGUUUUUAAACGUCCAAACGCAAAACAUCAAGAGCUCUUCGGACGCAAGCAACCUGUGGUAGAUGUUGUCUUGGAUCCAGACUUGGCACGCAUUCUGCGACCGCAUCAAAUUGAGGGAGUAAAAUUUAUGUAUGAAGCAGUGACAGGAAUAAGCUCCCUUGAACAAGGUCAUACAACUCCUGGUCAAGGCGCCAUUUUAGCCGACGAAAUGGGCCUCGGAAAAACACUUCAGACUAUCGCACUUAUCGCGACGCUGCUCCGACAAAACUGUUAUUUUUCCAAUAUCCGCCCUGGCACAGUGGAAAAGGUGUUAAUUGUAUGUCCUUUGACGUUGGUGGUGAACUGGAAACGCGAAUUUCGAAAAUGGAUUGGUCGAAGUUCAAUUGGUGUAUUGGCAGUAGAAGGCGAUGGUCGAAAAGAAGUGGAUCGAUUUGUCUCUCAUCGUCAGUACCAGGUCCUUAUCCUAGGGUACGAGCGGCUUCGCAAUUGUGUUCAGGAAUUGUCGCGUGCGAUGCCAGGUGUUGGACUUGUCGUUUGCGACGAGGGUCACCGAUUGAAGUCGAAAGAUACAAAAACAACAAAAUGUUUUGACCUGUUACCAACCCGACGUCGCAUCUUACUCACAGGCACGCCAAUUCAAAAUGACUUGCGUGAAUUUUACACCAUGGUGGAUUUUGUAUACCCUGGCCUUUUUGACCAAUACAGUGUCUUCAAGCGCAUAUUCGAAGAUCCGAUCAUGCGGAGUCGACAACAAUAUUGUACGGAAGAAACACUGGAGCUCGGUAAAAAGCGAAACAAAGCACUGAUGGUGAUAACCAAAGGUAUUAUAUUGCGACGCACAGCGGAUAUUUUGAAACAAUAUCUUCCCCCAAGACAGGAAAUGGCACUCUUCUGUACCAUGACACCCAUUCAAAAAGUCAUGUAUGGUAUAUUUUCCGAGUAUGUCAAUCAUCAAUUAUUACUUGGUGAAAGCCAAACGUAUCUCCCUUAUAUUACACUCUUGCGCCAAUUGUGUAAUUCACCGGAGCUGAUUUUGCCUGAUGCGGAAGAUCUGGCCCGAAACCCUGGCGCAAAUGAUCAGGCAUUGGUGAAGGUCACAGAAACCAUACUUCAAACUUAUACCGCAUCUAUUGAUCCAUGUCUUCUAAGUGGUAAAUUUCUUGUUCUACAUCGUAUUUUAUCAUCGAUUCGGAAACAUACCCAGGACCGUGUCAUUAUCGUUUCCAACUUUACAUCCACACUGAAUCUUUUGCAGCGAUAUUGUGUACGCCAAAAGUUUCCUUUUCUUCGAUUAGACGGGCGCACCAAGGCUGACGUUCGCAGCAAGAUGGUCAAUGAGUUCAAUUCGGAUUCCGGGUCUGAUCAUUUGGGCAAGCAGCCGUUCGUAUUUCUUUUAAGCUCCAAAUCAGGUGGUGUGGGUCUAAAUCUUAUUGGUGCAAACAGACUUAUUUUGUUUGACAGCGACUGGAAUCCUGCAACAGAUCGACAAGCUAUGGCUCGUAUACAUCGUGAUGGACAGUUAAAGCCUUGUUUUAUCUACCGACUACUGCUUGUGGGUUCUAUGGACGAAAAAAUAUACCAGCGGCAAAUUACCAAAAUUGGACUUAGCGACUCACUCAUGAGUAAUGAGGCUGCAAAAGACCAUGAUGUCGCUAGUUCUAGCGACACAUUUUCUCAAGAGGAAUUACGAGACGUAUUUGGUUAUCAUCCCAACACUACAUGUUUAACGCAUGAUUUGCUGGGCUGUGCAUGUGGUGGAAAUGGAAAAGAAGUACAAACACCGGCCGAAGAGCCCUCUAAAGUGGAAAAUUUUACUCUUCCAGGAUUUGUGUCAGCCUCGAAAUUGCCCACAGAAAACAUGUUGAAUGAGAUGCACCGAAAGCGAUUGGAACGUCAGUUUGUCGGAUACUUGCACUAUGAUUUUCAGAAUCAUGCACAGUCCUUUGAAUUUGAUGAUAUUCUUCAGCAUGUGGCAGAGAGACAGCGUCUCUCCACACGCACUUUUACCUCAAAUCAAGAUGCAAUGCUAAACGACAUGAGUAUUGAUCUUUCUCAAAGUGACCAUGGCAUUCUUCAGUCUCUUGUAAAUAAGCAUGUGGGUUACUUGAAAACGAAGGGAGUAAAUGAAGCAAAUGGUGAAUUGAGCUAUGUAUUCAUAAAACCCUCAGAUAUCCAAACCCAAUGA